Messenger RNA from Passer montanus (Eurasian tree sparrow), 3904 nucleotides. It is a transcript of the gene MPL, whose product is annotated as MPL proto-oncogene, thrombopoietin receptor. NCBI's taxonomy places the organism in Eukaryota, Metazoa, Chordata, Aves, Passeriformes, Passeridae. Gene Ontology annotation, molecular function: cytokine receptor activity; protein binding. Gene Ontology annotation, biological process: immunoglobulin mediated immune response; cytokine-mediated signaling pathway. The record is from RefSeq and is a predicted model, not a curated record. Gene Ontology annotation, cellular component: external side of plasma membrane.
GUCCCAGCAUUCCCAGGCAAGUCCCGGGUCUCAUCAUGGCAUGGAGAUGGGUUUUCUUAGGAUCCAACUGGGAUCUUUUCCCACACACAAAAUUUAACACUUGGUCUUGUCCCCAAAGGGAUAUGGAGAACAGACUAUGUCCUUCCUAUGCACAGCUGCCUCUUGCAUGCUUAAAAAUUGUUCCUGCAGCUUCCCCUCAGCUGGCUGGUCUUUAAAGGGAUGGCCCUGCUCUUCCAGCUGGAUCCUGUGGAGCUGUGCAACUCCACACCCUUCCCACCCUGGCCAGCUGACACCUCCCAGCACUGUGCUGAGCCAUCAGGUAGCUUCCCACAUCAGGCAGAGUGAUGGCUGUGUUUGCCCAGCCUGCUCGAACAUGUGCUGCCAGGGUGAGCCUCAUGUGCCCGUCCCUCGAGGGUCUCCCGGGCUCUGCACUGACCCUCCUGGAGGAGCUCCUGUCCCAGGCUUCAGUCCCUCAGCUGCACUGCUGCUGUUUGUUACCCUGAGAGGGGUUGGGUUUCGGUUUCCCCUCUGCUGGUUUCAGCUUGCUCAGCCCUGGACAUGCCAUCCAGCUGUCUGUCUAUCUGUCUUCUGCAGUCCCACGAGAAGCAAGAGUGGCUCCUGCAGAGCCUGGUAUCCCUGUAGGAGACAGGGACAUUUGCAUUGUCCUUCUGGGCAAGCAUUUUUUAUCUCUGAACCGUGUCAAAACCAUUCUGAUUUUCCAUUCUGGUCUCCAGUGCUCUUUGGUGUCAACUGCAGCUGUUAGUGAGCAGCCGCUCUGCCCCAUCCCUGAGGUCCCCAGCAAAUCAGUGAUGGGGACUGGCCCUCACAAACAGCCUGACAUGUGCCACUGCUUCUGCACCGCCUCUGCUCCCAGCUGGGAACAGCGUCUGGGGCAGUGUCCCCAGUCCGGCUCAUGCCUCAGUCUUUCUGCUUUUUUUGACAAAAUUUGUCUGUGGCAAGCUGGAGCUGGCACUGCUCUCCCCUCAGUGCCUCUAGUGCUGUCCUCAGCUGCUGGACUUGAAGAAGCAAACCUGGCCUUGGUGCACAGGGGUCACACGUGCAAGUGGCUCCUUGUGCCCUGGCUGGUGCCCCCCGGGCUGUGCAACAGUGCUGUGCCCUGGCAGGGUGGGAGACCCUCCAGCACCAGAAGUAAUGGACUGGCAUGAGCUUGAGCAUGACUGUGGUGGCCCUGCACCAACACCACUAGCACCUCUGAGGGCUUCGCCCCCUGUGCCUGCAGCUCUGCUCCCAGCACGGCCACAGAGAGGGUGCUGCUGGCAGAGCAGACCUGGAGUACUCUAGUGCCAGGCGGCACAGGACACAAUGCAGGCACAUCAGCUGUGCCAUAUCCCAUGCUCCAUGUGGCAGCAGCCCCAACAGCCUGCCCUGCCCCACACCGGGGCCUCCCUAGUUUCUCGGGGGUUGUUUUUCUUCCUACCCCAUCCUCCCAGCAUGCCAGUAGCCACAAGGGCAGGACAUGCCGCCUAUCUGAUAGGAGCAGUCUCUCUUGGCACUGCGGCCAGCAGCAGAGGGGCUGUGGCAUUGUGGUUUCAGGCACAGGGAAGUGCUGGUGAUGGGGCGGGGGGAGCCCCCAGCCAGGCUUCCUGAGCUGCACAGCCACCACUUCCCAGAUAAAGGUAUCGCCUGGAGGAGCCGCAGCAGCUCCCGGGACACUGGGAAGGGACGAGUGCGGCACGUGUGGCUCCGGCACACAGGCUGCAGGAUGGCAGCCUGCCUGUGCCAGGGCUGGCAGCUCUCACUGCUCCCUGCCAUCCUGCUCAGCCUCCGCAGCCCACCGUCAGCCCCUGAGCCAGUGACAUCCCAAGAUGCUGCACUGCUAGCAGCUGUGUCCGAGGACAUCCUCUGUUUCUCCCGCUCCUUCGAGGACCUCACCUGCUUCUGGGACGAGGAGGAGACAACAACUGGGAUGUGCCACUUCUACUACUGGUACAGCAGUGAUGCGCCCACAGCGUGCGUGCUCUCCACAUGGCACCGUGGGGCUGGCGGGAAGCGACACGUCUGCGUCUUCCCCAGCCAGGACGUGCGGCUCUUCACCCAGCUCCACCUCCACGUCCUGGAUGCCACCACAAACCGCACCAAGUAUCGGCGGGAGCUCAACGUGGAGGCAGUGGGUCUCAUUGCUCCCCCAGACAACAUCACGGCCCGCUGGGCUGGGGCUGUGGGGCAGCUCUGCGUGUCGUGGCAGCCACCACUCGCUGACUUCCCGAACUUCUUCCUCUACGAGGUGCAGUGGUGCCCUGCCAGCUCCACAGGGAUGCCCUGCAACACCACACUGAACCCCAGUGAGCAGCACCCUGGGGACCCCUCCACUCAGUCAACUGUCAGCACCCACACACCCAGGGCAGCCUCCCCGGCACUGGGGCAGAGGCUGGUCCAGGCCAACACCUGGGUGGUGCUGCGGGACCUGCAGCCAGGGGUGAGGUACCACAUCCAGGUGCGCAGCAAGCCCGACGGUACCUCCAUGGAUGGCGUCUGGGGGCCCUGGUCACAGGCAGUGGCUGCUGAGACACCCCACUCCUCUGGUGAGCAGCCAUCCCCUCCGCAGGGGUGCUGGCAGGACAGCAGGGAGGCACCCACACCAGGGACUGCAGGGGGUGGGGGUCCUGUUGUAGGCAAGGUGCAACUCCCAAGUUUUGGGGGGCCAAGGGGAAGCAGCCCCCUGCCUGCCCUGGCUCUCCCCUGCCCAGGAGACAUCGGGCUGUGCUGCAGCACCCCUGACCUGCAGCACGUGCGCUGCGAGUGGAGCUGGGACCCUGCAGAGCCCCACAGCUCCCACCAGCUCUUCUACCGGCCACCUCCAAGCAGGGCUGGCACAAGGGAAGAUGCAUGGCAUCAGUGCGAGGAGGUGAGCAGGGGGGCACAGGGCACUCAUGCCUGCACCUUCCAGCCCAAGGCUGGCAGUGCCAUCUCCGUCUUGGUGAAUGUCACCCGGACCCACUUGCUGCCCCCACUCAGCUACUUCAAGGAACCCUUUUGGCUGCACCAGGCUGUGCUCACAGAUGCCCCGCAGCUUGUGCAGGCAACAGUGUCGCAGGGCCGGCUGAGCCUGCAGUGGCUGCCGCCCCUGGAGCUGCUGGCAGAGCAGCUGCACUACCAGGUCCGCUAUGCCACGGAGAACAGCCAUGACUGGAAGGUCCUGCAGGUUCCACGAGCAGCUAGGAAAGAAGUCCUGGACCUGCGGCCGGGGUCCCGCUACCACGCCCAGGUGCGGGCCCAGCCCAGCGGGCCGUGGUACCAGGGCAGCUGGAGCGCCUGGUCCAAAGCUGCUGUGGUUGAUGCCGUGGCUGAUGCGGGCUGGCUCAUCCCCAGCGUCACGGUGGUGCCGCUGCUCUUCUCAGCAGUGCUCCUGGGGCUGCGGUGCACCUUCCCCUCCCUCUACAGCAACGUGAAGCAGAAACUCUGGCCGCCCGUCCCUGACCUGCACCGUGCUCUGGGCAGCUUCCUCCAGGAAAGCAGCAAGCACGGCCAGGCCAGCGCCUUCGACAAGCAGCCGCCGGAGGAGGCCGUCCUGCCCUGCCUGCUGGAGGUGCUGCCCGGCCCGCGGCGCGAGGCGGGCCCGCCGCCGGAGCACGCUGGGGGCCGCCUGUCCAGCACCGACAUCGCCAACCAGUCCUACCUGCUCAUGAGCGGCUGGGAGCCGCGGGCAGCCCCCGGCGCCCCGGGGGCCCCGGGGCCCCCCCCGGCCCCCCCACCCCGCCAUAAACUCUGCUCCCUGCCCAGCACCGCCUGCUCCCUCCUUCGCCGCCCCGCCCCGGGGGAACGCCCCGCCCCCGGGCCCGCCCCUUACCCUGCACGCGCGGAGCGCCCCGCCCCUCCCCGCGGCUCAGCCAAUCGCGUUGCGUCGCGCGGCCGUCGCCUGGCAGCGCGCGGCCGUUGGGUUUGA